UGUAGUAUCCAGGAGGGAAACCCCUUCACCCCACUGCACUGUGCUCUCAUUAAUGGCCAUAGUGGUUCUGCAGAGCUGCUGUUGGACUCCAGUGUUUGUAAUUCGCUGGUAAACAUCAGGGAUGCCAAAGGAAGGACCCCACUUCACGCGGCCGCAGCUGCCGAGGAUGUGGCUGGGCUGCAGCUGGUUCUGCGGCAUGGAGCAGACAUCAACGCCGUGGACCACUCAGGUCGUUCUGCACUGAUGGUGGCUGCCGACAAUGGCCGAAGUGGUGCUGUGGCCCUGCUGCUGCACCGAGCCAAAGCCGACCUGUCCCUCCUGGAUGUGAACAAGAACACUGCCCUGCACCUGGCCUGCAGCAAGGCUAAUGAAAUGUGUGCCAUGCUGAUCCUAAAGGAGAUCCACAACCCUAUCCUCAUAAAUGCAACCAACAGUAUGCUUCAGAUGCCCCUCCACAUUGCCGCCAGAAAUGGUCUGGCCACCGUGGUUCAGGCCUUGCUGAACCGUGGAGCCACAGUGCUGGCAGUGGAUGAGGAAGGUCAUACGCCAGCCCUGGCUUGUGCGUCCAAUAAAGCUGUUGCCGACUGCCUCGCUCUCAUUCUGUCAACCAUGAAGCCUUCCUCCUCCACGCCCUCUUCAUCCUCGCCGUCUUCUCCCAGCUUCAACCUGCUCAAGCACUGUGGCAUCACCGCCGCCUGUCCCCCCCUGCCCAAUGGAGGCCUUCGCCAUGGUUACGGCAAAGAUCGCCAUGGUGCUACUAUCGGCUUGGAUGGCUACUUGACCGAGUGAGGCGUUAUUACUCAAAAAAAAAACAAGCUUGGUCACUUGGUUUGGUCCUCUCUACACAUCUAGAUAAACCUAUAUGCAAUUACAGCCACACAUCCCUCCUUUGCCAGUAUCAAAGCUUUUCUUCACAUUUCAGUAGAGAGCGAACACAAAAGAGGACGAAUUUAGCUAUUUAUUUUAAUUUAUUUUCCCCCACUUUCCUUUUCCUCCCACCCACUGACUCCCAUUUUAGAUGCUGUCCAUUCAGUACGAGUCUAAAAUCUAAAAUCUGAAUCUAAGCCAUCUAUUCGAACCAGUAUGAAUCACUGGCGAGUCAGUCCUUUAUUUCUUCUCCAUUUGCAGUCGAUUCGACUCGGUCCAUGUUAGACUUAUGCAGCUGUGUGUCUCCAUGGUAACAGUGAUGAUGGAUGGGUUUCCAUAUCAUGCCUCCUAUUUGCGUGAUGCUGUGGCCUUGCAUAGGAAUUUACAGCCUGCCCUGAGGAACAAUUUAAACGGGUUACACUAGAUUUGCAUGAAUUUACGGGACCAUGUAUUUGAUAGUGGUCUUGUGUGUGUGUGUGUGUGUGCGUGCGUGCGUGCGUGCACGUGUAUGUGUGACAUCCACCUUUGCUCAAUUUUUUUUUUCAUCCCAUACUUGAUUAUUACAUUUCUGAGGUUUUUAUGUGAGGUGCAAUCUUAUUCAGCACAGAUCAGGAAAAGAAACAAACAACUUAACAGAAUCAUAUUGACAGAAGGGAAACCGUACUACCUUAAGCCAAAAGACCAAUGUCCUCCUGAUAGAGGGGUCUGAUAUGUAAUGCUCGUUUACUUGUUAGAGAGAAAAGAGAGAGUUUUCAGUUGGGUGGGUUUUGAGGUUGAAAAUUCACAUUAGGUUUAUAAUGGAGGUGUUAAGUAGUCCAGAUCACUGUUUGUAGGUGGGCAGAAGAAAGAAGAGUUAAAAGUGUCGUGAUGUUGGCCGUUUAAACAACAUUAUGAAGAUGCUACACUAAGGAAGUAUAGAAAGCACAAAUGUCAUACACAGUACUUGCUCCUUGGGACCUUUUGGUUCUAUUUAUUUUGGGGGGUUUUUUUUUUUUGGCCUCAUAAAAUAUCUUCAAUUAAAUCUACUGCUUUGCUAUAAUAAUUAGUGUGGAGUUGCUUUCACAGUGCCUACUGUAUUUAGUUUUGUCUACCUAGGAUCCAAUCAGUUAAACCCCAUAUGCACUCCCUUAAAGUCGUUGUGAAACAAGGUUUAAGUAUUUCAUUAAAUCCGUCAUGAAUCGAUUACCUGAAUAGUUGAACGUAUGAUUCAUAUAGGCUUUGGGGAGUGUAUAUUUGAAGUUUGCACAACUGGAGUGUUCAGGCUGAUUGGAGUGUUUUUUUUUUUUUUUUUUUUUACACGUUUAUGGGGAGCAGUCAUGGGUAUGACCAAAGCUAAGCGAUUUCUAAAUACCAUUUUAAUAGGAACUAAUAGAUAUCCAAAAAAAAAAAUUUUAAAUUAAAGUACUUAAAUAACAUUCACCCCUGCUCUUUUUAAAUGCUUCCUUAUUGCCAAAGGUAGAUUAAUUAACAAAGUUAAGAUUGUGCUUCCAUUAGGUUUUUAGCACCUAAACACAACAUAAGAACAUUGUGAAUGAGUGUUUAAAACAUCCCCUUUUUUUCUGUGCACCACAAACAGGCAAUAUAUGAGACAAUCAGUUGAAAGGGCUUUUAAUUUUGCCAUAGAUUUCUUUUUUCCUAAACAAGCAAAACGUCAACACAUUUUUUCCCCAAUUAGGAAGAGCUAUAAAAAUCUAUAUCCCUUAAUUAAUUAAUUCAUACUUGAGGCGUGAAAUGUGGACUUGUUCUUAAUUAUACCAAUACUGUUGCUUUCACUACCGUAUAUCAGGAUUUAAGUGAUGUAGAUAGAGUAGCUUUGAAGUGUUUGUAACAUUAACUGAUAUUUUAUUAGUGAAUGAAGGUGUGUAGACAAAUGAAACGGUAACAUUAGAUGUUUAAAGGCUGUGUGGAGAGCAUAUUUAUACUGAUUUAUGAAAUGACCUCUUCGUCUUUGUAAUGACAAGUUCUGGCUGCUUAAACAAGUUUCUCCACGCAGACCUGAUAUAAAGCACUUGCUUGUUCAGUAACAAAAAAAGGAUGAAAAAAUACGCUUUUUGCAUCUAUCAUAAGCUGUAAAUGGGCAAAUAUCUGACCUCUACUUGCAAGAGUACAAAUGUGCAUGUGUGCAAAUCAGAUUAGUCAAGAUAUAUUGUAGUGUUUUGCCUGGGAAAAAAAAUCUAAAUGGGCUACAUGACUAAGAGGAAGUCCCUCAUGGGAGUUUGAUUCAAGCUUAUUUACAUGUACUUGAGAUUGACUUUAUCACGUACAAUAACUUUUGCUGAGGAUUGGUGGAGGGAAUUAGUGUGUGUCUAGACAGCACAGGGUGCAAUAAUGAAGCUUGGAAGUUAUUUGCACUGCCAGUUAUACUGCUUGUAGUUGUACUAAAAAAUAUUUAUCAAAUUUGUCUAGCUAGUCAUACCACAACUAGUUGAGUUCGAAAAACAAGUGCCCGUGGAGCCUUUAAUUAGUAAUGCAUUUCAUUUUGGUGCAAGAAAAAGUGCUGCUUUCGAUUGUAUCUUGGAGCAAUUUUUGAUCUUUGACUUUGAUCUUGAGAUCUUUGUAUGUUUAUUAGAUAAAAAUAAUUAUUAUCCAGCCAAAACAAACUAAAACGUAUUUGUUUUAAUUCCUCAAAUUUAGAAAUUUCUUAUUGGCGUUGCACUAAAAUUGUUGAAUUGUUUUAUCGAAUGUAUGCCACGAUGGUAGCUGCUUGCUUCAAUGUUGGUGAAAAUCGUAAAUGCAGUAGUUAGCGAUUAAAUGAUUAGCUGGGCAAGUGGAACUUUGGAACUGAACCCUUUCAGAACCUGAUAGACUGAAGUUGUGCAUUAGGUGUUCUGUGUACGAACAAUAAGGGAGCCAGUCAAAGUGACAAGAUUUUUUUUUUUUUUUUUUCGUUUUUUGUAGAGUACAAUUGGUGAGGGGAGUUUUCUCCCUAAAAUCAUUUAGUGCCAUAACUUUUUUUUCUUUUCUUUUUCCUUUUCCCAUUUUGAUAUGUUUGUAAAAAUGUGAAUGAAUGAUUCCUUGGGUUCAGUUUUUGAGUGUGCGUCAAGACCAUUACCAAAAAAAAAAAAGACGAACAAAGUUGAAGCUAACAUAAGCUACUGUGCCCAUUUAUAUUUUUUGGAGAUCCACAUAGUGUGUUAUUGUAAAAUGCCAGUACGUUCACAAUCAGACUGUCUAAAAAUGCCAGUAUAUUGGUAACUAAGCUAUACUGAUGGGCUGGUUAGCUCUUAGUGGAGCUCACCUUCAUCUGAAAGCUUUCAUGGCUAAGCCAUAUCUUUUUAGCAUUUGCCCUUAUCAGUUGAGUAGCUGGAUUUGAGUCAUUCAGUCAAUGGCUCCUUCAAAAACAAUAUUUUGUAAAUGUUCCAUUGUAAUCGGUAGUUCAAACAAACCACUGAUAAUUUGAGGUUUAUUUCAGAGCAAUGGAAUUAUGAUACGCCUUAAUUUCAUCAUUAACUGAAGGGCAAAUUUAACAUUCACCAAAAUGACACCUUUACAUAGCUUUUCUUGUUUUAUUCUGGAUCAGCAAAUUGUGCCGUUUAAAGAGCUUGUUUUUACAUAAUUUUGCUAUGAAGGGCCAGCUUUCAUUGCCUGUUGACCAAGCUAUAAUGGUUGCAGUAACAUGCAGGCAGCUGGAAACUAGAGUUGUCUAAUAAUUGUAACCAUUUUGUUGGAAAGCAGACUAAUUGUAGCUAACUCUGUGUCCUUAUUGUAUGUCCAUCCUUGCAUUUUUGUAAACUUUUUAUUUUUAUUUUUUUUUCUCUCGCAAAGGUAUUAAUGGCUGAUAGAAUGUCUGAUUUACCUCAGUGGACCUCAGCGUCCUUACUACUUGAAGACACAUCCAUUUAAGGCAAUACUCAAAAGACCCGUUUCGUUUAACCUGUCUCUCUCCCAACUUUUUGCCUUAAGAGGAAACGGUAUAGUUCAGCAAUCGCAGCACUUGAGAGAUUUUGUUAACUUGGGAUCUCCUUCCAAUGAGAUUCAUAAGAAGCACACUGUUCUAUUGGUUGUUUUGCUGAAAGAUGUACCAUAAUGGCUUCUGGCCUCCAUUUAUUAGGAGUUUUUUGCACUAGAACAUAAAAGAAUUGUCUCUCUGUUUAAUACAUAUGUGAAAAAUAUUUAGCUGUAAAAUUUAUUUGGAUUCGCUAAUAUUUGACCAACUCUACUCAUUCUCCUAAAUAAAACUAAAAAAGUACUGGUUUUCACUAUUGAAUAAACCUCAAUUUUCAGAAAAAAAAAAUCAUUAUGGGUAGUGAAUGGUAAAAGAUUUGGGAAUACGUAUGUAUUAUCCAAUGAUAAAUUAUUUUAUACAAGGCAGAGUAGAUACAUUUUCUCAGCAUUUUUCGAUGUCUUCGUUAAAGCAUUUAGGUAGUUAAUACUUGUGUGAUGUUAUAAAUGCAAAUAUUUCUAACAACGUAAAUAACAAGAGCACAAGAUGAUGUGCUGUACAUAAUUCUUCAAGAAGUGUGGUCAGAAUUGCCUUGACAUGGCAAUCUUACCUCAUAAACUAGCCAUCUCGUGCUAUAUGUACUGGUACAUGAAAUUUGGGUGGGCUUUUAGCUACGCAUGCUCCGUGUAACUGGAAUUCUAAGGUCGCGGUCCGAGGCCUUGAAAUGGAAAACGUUGGAGUUUUCAAGGGGUGCUCUUGAACUUGAUGAUGUCCUUCACCCUGGCUUAGUGUUACUUCAUGUUUCUACUCAGUGAGCGCUGAUAGUUCAAAUUGUAAAUCUGCAAGCGAAUGAUCUAAUCAAAAAUAGCUGCUUUUUGUUGUUCUUGCCAGCAGCUUGUUUUCAUAAGGCUUUUUAGAAGACCACCGAAGCCUGACUCAAUGGCUGUUCUGACAGGGCACGUAGGGAUCCCUUUAAAAAACAUUUUCAUAUAAAAAAAAAAGCUAUGCAGGAAUACUUUAUUUUAUCUCGCAGAGUUGCAUAGUGCCACAAGAGAUAUCCCAAGAGCUUCAAUGACUGAUCACGGACCUUCAGACGUUCAUCUGUAAAUCUAACACUGACCUUACUUGCUUGUUGGCUUUGGUUGAGAAAAUGACUGCUUAGCGUGGCAUGCUGCUAUUUCUUUGGAGUCUGUAAGCAUCUUCAUCUCUUUAAAGUACUACACUUUGUGACGAGUAUGUGAGAUUGUGCCUUUUGUUAUCAAGUACAUGCCACAGGGUAUGGUCUUCCAUUAACACCUUUAGUGAGCCUUAUGAAUGAACAACUGUUGGAAGUUUCAAAAAUAGCCACCAUCCACGUGGUUGCGUUUUGAGCCGUCAAAAAUCGCGAUCAAAUUUCUCACGACACCGCAAAUGAAUAAAUAAUCGUUGUAAAUUGAAUUUAACUAUAACAGCGAAACAUUUGAUCGGUUCUAGCUAGUGACCUGUUCAAACUCUGUAUGGAAAAAAUAAAAUAAACGUGUUUAGUUUUACAACGUGUGAACUCUUUAGUGAAGUAGAUGUGUGCCGUGUUGUUUUUUGUGUGGUAAUGCAUUGGAGAUUAGUUGUAACCCAGUGUCUUGUAGAAUGUUGGCAUGACUCCUUUUCUCUAUGUUGUAUUGACGUCAACGUAUCCAUCUGAAAUGGACUAAAGUGCAAUAACUUUUUUUGUGCGCCAUAGUAUCCUUAAAUGAGGAAAAUGCCCUCUUACGUCAUCCAUCGUGUUGUUUUUUCUUUAAGCAGGGUAUUUUAUUUCAGUUUCAGUUACAAAUUUGAACUCCUUUCUGCUUUGCCUCCAUAAGUGGCACUUUCUUGUGGAAUGUACAAUGGACUUAGUGUAAACUGUGAUGGGUGUCAGCCUUAUCAAUUAUUAUUGCUUACUAGAAAGAUGGAAUUUCUGUUUGCUCAUUGGUUGAUUGGUCAGAGAGUGCUGUUUUCCAUGUUCCUUCUCCCAGUGCCAUGUAAAGUCAGUGUCUGCUUUCGUGGCAUGUCAAGCAUUUGUGUGUGUGUGUGUUGGGGGGGUGUAUAGACCUGUUAAUUUACCUCUAAUCAAUUGAUUUGAUACCAAAAGCAAAGUGCAUUGCCUAGAAAUACAGUUUUUUUUGGGGGGGGGGGGGGUUGGUUUGCAUUUGAGAUGUGAUGGUUCUAACUCUGUAACUUGAAUGUUGUUGUUAUCACCAGGGAAAUAUGCAGGGUUUGCGUUCUCCCCACACAUCAUUUGAACUUUGGGCCAUAUGUUAUGUGGUACCAAAAAAAGUUUCAUGGAUUAUUAGAUCAGAUCUUUACUUUUUAUUUUUUUGGUCUGACAUCAAGAUGCCAAAAUUUGUGAUUUAAUGUCUUCAUACGUUUUAGAAAAUAAAAUAAAAAAUGGAACCUGUACCAUAAAGAAACAUUCCUUCGAAUUUCAUUGUACAAAACGAAAGUACCGUUGACAACCAAUACCUGAAGUCAUAUGAUAAUCUUCAGAAUACCUUAAGUUGUAACUUACUUCAAGGUCCUUUUGGCUUCAAGCAAUCAAUGAUUUCAUAUUUGAUAUCACAGGGAGCACACUGAAUAAAGUAAUCUAGUAUUUCACAACAUAGGACCAACGUAUGUCUCUGUAGAGAUGGCCACUUGAUUUCUUUCAAGAACAAGCAAUACAAGUAUCGAGAGACAAUUGUAUAUUUCUAAAGAUUUGUUGGCUCUGGCUGUUUUUGGCCUGGCUAUGUUAUCUGUGGCACCUUAGGUUAACACCCUCUUCUUGUAACUGAAUCCAACAUAAGAGAUUUCAGUGCUGAGAGAGCCUUAUUUCAGUCAAACUGAAUGUGAAUUGGAUGUGUGCAGGAUUUGGCCAUUUCGAAGCGACUGGCUUUAAUCAAGCGGACCUCCUGCGUCCCGUGUUUGAAUCCAGUUUCAAUAGGACCCGCCGUCUUUAAGACUUUCCAAAAGAUUGCUAUUACAAAAAAAACAAAAAUACUAUACAGUGGCUAUGUUUCCAUUGCCAAAACGCCAAAAUACAGGGUUACUGUCACUGCUUCCAAGCUCUGCUUGAACAUGCCAAGUAUUUGAAACGCAUUACAACAUGAAAGAAAUGUGACCCUGACUUUAAAAAAUAAAAAGCCACAAAACUGCACUAUUUACUUGAGUAUUGAACUCCAAGUCGUUCUCUGCUAAUUGUUUCGGCAAUGGAAACCUAGUGACUGAUCGUGUAGGGCAGCACCCAGUGCGUUUGUGUUGUGUGUGCGAGUGCGACGAACAGGGGUCAUAUCAACCCUGUAUACCUCAUCAACAUAUCUGCAAAUAUUCUUAUCCUGUCUUUAAGUUGAACAUGUAAGAGAUACCAUCACCAGCAGAAGCCUGAGACCAUUGCAGGGUCUAUGACAUCACACCAAUUCCGUAUCAACCAAGAUCACCACUUGCUUGCGUAAAAAAAACCUGCCGCUCCGCUUCAGGCCUGACCCAUCGCUGACACAAUGCUUUAGAUUUAGCCAAACGUGAGGCAUUUUAAGUAGCAUUAUCCUACCUCUGUGUUACAGCUUGUUGCGUUGAAAACUCCACCAAUUGUUGACAAAUGGAAAUGUAUAUGUAUAUGGAACAGAUAUAUAACUUCUAACCAACAAUCGGUGAUAUAAGACAACAGUUAGCGUACUUGAUUGCGUGUCUGUCUGUGUGUAACAUGAUAAUCGUUAGUGUAUACACAACAGAGUACCACUGGAAUGUGAAGCCAGACUGUAUUAUUAUUAUUUUUUUCAAAUCCAACUUCCUCCCCAUUAUAUUUCAAAUGAUGUCAUAUGUGUCUUGCCGCUAUUGCUUCUUUCAUUUUUCUUUUUUCUUUUUUGGAAAAAAAAACAGGGGAAAAUAUCAGCCUAUAAUAGCUGGCGUUUACAUUCGUGCUCGUUUUUCCCUCCGUUUCGGUGUCUCUUUCACUUACUCUCACUUCUAAAUGUUCACUGUGAGCGCUCUGAACUCAAGUUUACAGCUCUUCGUGGUAUGUACGUGUAUCUGGUCGAGUUCAGUAGAGUGCGUGGUUGGUUGUAUGACUUUGGUACUGAAGCAACAACUCAAUUUUCUACUGGUGGUGGGGGUUUGAAAGGGGGUUGGUUGGUUUGAGUUAUGCACAUUUAUUCUGUACUAAAAUAUGGGGUAUGUAGAGUUCCCUAGCCUUACACCCUUCCAAAAACACUACGCCGGUCACUGGCUAAUUAGCGUUAGCUGUCCACCACCCUGACAACUUUGUACCUUUGUACAUAUCUGUUUUGGACCUGGGGCACGGGGCUGACUCUGGACAGUCACAUGACCCCUCCUAGACCUGAGGAAGGAGAACCCUCACCCUUUCAACCCCACUAAAAGACCUCAAGCCAUUCAUUUCCUUAUGUGACAAUGCAAUCCUGAAAGCACUUUGCCUUGUUAAUUCAUAGUAUGAGCUUGUGAAUGGUUACUUGUUACUAACAGAUGUGAAACUCUGUACAUGUAUUUAAGUAAGAAAGAACAUAAUCAUUUUUAAUUUGAGCUUAUUAAAAAUGAAAUGGUCUCUCUGACUUUAAAGACAAAAAAAAUCCCAUCUGUUUUUGUUAGUCAGGUUCAUGAACUGCUGCAGCCAGUAGGUCUUGUCAUUCAGUAUCGUGGCUUAGAAUUGGUAAUGUUGAAAUAAAAUGCUAUUGCUAC
This is a messenger RNA of Carassius auratus (goldfish), 9430 nucleotides long. Its product is annotated as serine/threonine-protein phosphatase 6 regulatory ankyrin repeat subunit C-like. The coding region runs from base 244 to 789 and encodes 181 amino acids. Gene Ontology annotation, molecular function: protein binding. NCBI's taxonomy places the organism in Eukaryota, Metazoa, Chordata, Actinopteri, Cypriniformes, Cyprinidae. The record is from RefSeq and is a predicted model, not a curated record. The transcript has 7 exons.